AUAAGUGAUUCGUUCGGACUCCGAAGCUUCAGUUCCCCGCGCCACCCGCGCGAUGGGCUCGGAGGCAGCUCAGCUGCUGGAGGCUGCUGACUUCGCCGCUCACAAACACCGACAGCAGCGACGAAAAGAUCCUGAAGGGACUCCCUACAUCAAUCACCCCAUCGGUGUAGCCCGGAUCCUAACCCAUGAGGCUGGAAUCACUGAUCUUGUGGUGUUACAGGCCGCCCUGCUCCACGACACAGUAGAAGACACAGAUACUACCCUGGAUGAGGUAGAGCUGCACUUUGGAGCACAGGUUCGACGCUUGGUGGAGGAGGUAACAGAUGACAAAACUCUGCCCAAACUGGAAAGAAAGCGGCAACAGGUGGAGCAGGCACCACACAGCAGCCCAGGGGCCAAACUGGUGAAGCUGGCAGACAAGCUAUACAAUCUGAGGGACCUGAAUCGCUGCACCCCUACAGGAUGGUCAGAACACCGAGUCCAGGAGUACUUCGAGUGGGCAGCCCAGGUGGUAAAAGGGCUUCAAGGGACAAACCAGCAACUGGAAGAGGCACUAAAGCAGCUGUUCGAGGAGCGAGGGCUGACGCUCUGAGCCGUUCUCCGUGCAAUCCUGCAGCAUGGCUCCAGUGAGGCCCAGGAAAGAUGGGAUUCUUACUGCAACGUUGCAGAGCCUCCUCAUUUCUCACAUUCCAUCAUUCAACCCUGACAUCACAGGCUAAAAACGUCUGCGUUUUUUCACUCAGCUGGGCCCGGAAUAUGGAAAGCAGAUAUGCCCCUCCAUCCAGGCACUAACAGCCUUUCUUUAAGUCUUGGGUCUGUUUGCAUGGUGGGACCUCUGGCCCCUCAGGGACCUAAGAUUGGAAUAAGCAUUGGUUUAUAAGUCGUGGAAAAUAAAGCAUUUAGUUAGGUAAAGGCUUAAA
Molecule: messenger RNA, 920 nt
Organism: Mus caroli (Ryukyu mouse)
Lineage: Eukaryota; Metazoa; Chordata; Mammalia; Rodentia; Muridae
Gene: Hddc3
Product: HD domain containing 3
Molecular function (GO): guanosine-3',5'-bis(diphosphate) 3'-diphosphatase activity
Source: RefSeq, a predicted model, not a curated record